AUGGAGCUGCUGCCCCGCAGCCCCGCCGAGUUCGGGGCCGCGCCCUACUGGGACCGCUUCUUCCGCCAGCGCGGGCAGCGAGCCUUCGAGUGGUACGGGGCCUUCCCGGAGCUCUGCCCCGUCCUGCACAAGUACGUGCGGCCCCGCGACAAGGUUCUCGUGGUGGGCUGUGGGAACUCGGAGCUGAGCGAGCAGAUGUACGAUGUGGGGAUGUGCGAGGACAUCGUGAACAUCGACAUCAGCGACGCUGUGAUCCGCCAGAUGCGGGAGCGGAGCGGGAGCAGGAGGCCAAAGAUGAGCUACCUGCUCAUGGACGUGCUUCAGAUGGACUUCCCUGACGCCCACUUCCAGGUGGUCCUGGACAAAGGCACGCUGGAUGCCCUCCUUACUGAUGAGGAGGAGGCCACUCUGGCCAAAGUUGACCAGAUGUUUGCUGAGAUCAGCCGGGUCCUGCAGGUGGGAGGGCGCUACCUCUGCGUGUCCUUGGCCCAAGCCCACGUGCUGACGAAAGCGGUGCAAUACUUCUCCCAGGAAGGCUGGGUGGUGCGCGUCCAUCAGGUGGCCGGCAGCGGGGACAACCAGCAGUUCGUCCUACCGGUCUUUGUCUAUGUCAUGACAAAGUUCAGGAAGAUCCCUGGCUCGGCACCACAGAUCCUGGAGAUCUGCCCCGAGGAGCAGGACAAGCCGAUGCGGGUGGAGAGCGUGGAGCGGCUGGUGGCAGCGGUGAAGGACAGGCAGCACUAUGCCCUGCUCUGCAGCCAGCUGAGCAAAACCCCCUGCAGGGAACAGGUUUCCCUGGAUCUGUGUGACAAGGAGAGCGGGAAGCCUCGCUACACACUGCACGUGGUCGACAGCCCCUCGGUGAAACCUUCCCGGGAAAACCGCUUUGCCAUCUUCAUCAUUCCCCAGGGCAGAGAAACCGAGUGGCUCUUUGGCACGGAGGAGGGGCGGAGGCAGCUGGCCACCAGCGCGGGCUUUGGGCGCCUGGUCACCGUGGCCCUUCACAGGGAGCAGCACUACGAGGGCAUGGCUGGCAUCCAGGCAGAGCUGUCAGGGAAGGUGAUGGAGCUGGCCCCGCCGGGCCUCCCUGCCCGGCAGCAGGUGCCCUUCCUGUCCGUGGGAGGGGACAUCGGGGUGCGGACGGUGCGGCACCGCGACACCAGCCCCCUGAGCGGGGAGUAUGUGGUGGAGGAUGUGAAGGGAGACGGCACCUGCUACUUCCGCCGCCUCAUCUUCCUCCGCAACAGGAACGUGGUGCAGUCGGAGGCCCGGCUCCUGGCUCCCACUCCUCUCCCAGGCCAGAAGAAACGGAGGAAGGACAAGAAGAAACCCAGCCCUGCUGAGCCACCUGGAGCCAUCGACAAGAGCUACCUGUGCUGUGAGCACCACAAGGCCAUGGUCGCAGGGCUCUGCCUGCUGGGGGGCCCCGACCCCCUCCCAGGAGCUUCACUGGCAGUGCUGGUGGUUGGGCUUGGUGGUGGCAGCCUGCCCCUCUUCAUCCAUGACUACUUCUCACAGGCCCGUGUGGCCGUGGUGGAGAUUGACCCCUCCAUGCUGGAGGUGGCCACGCGCUGGUUCGGCUUCUCCCAGGGCGACCGGAUGCAAGUGCACAUCUCCGAUGGCCUGGACUACGUGGCCAAGCUGGCGGCUGAAGCCCCAGCCCAGUAUGAUGCCAUCAUGUUCGAUGUGGACAGCAAAGACCUCACGGUGGGGAUGAGCUGCCCACCCCCAGCCUUUGUGGAAAAGCCCUUCCUGCAGAAAGUUAAAACCAUCCUCAAGCCAGAAGGAAUCUUUGUGCUCAACCUGGUGUGCCGUGACGCCCGGCUGAAGGAGUCUGUCCUGGCCACCCUCAGGGAUGUCUUCCCGCUGCUCUACACGCGUCGCAUCGAAGGGGAGGUCAACGAGAUCCUGUUCUGCCAGCCCAGCCCCGAGGGCCGGCGGGACCCCGCGGAGCUGGGGGCGCGUGCCCGGGCGCUGGAGGGGGCCCUGCGGGAGCCGGGGCGCCCCUGGGACAGCUCGUACGUGCUGGCAGACAUGCUGCAGGCCGUCAGGAUCCUCUGACAGGGGCUCCUCAGGACGGGCUGACAUGCUGCUCGAGAGAGUGCUCCCCGUGUGCGUGCCUU
This is a messenger RNA of Empidonax traillii (willow flycatcher), 2123 nucleotides long. RefSeq names its product eEF1A lysine and N-terminal methyltransferase (gene METTL13). The record is from RefSeq and is a predicted model, not a curated record. Bases 1 to 2061 code for a protein of 686 amino acids. The transcript is spliced from 8 exons. Lineage: Eukaryota; Metazoa; Chordata; Aves; Passeriformes; Tyrannidae.